Cyprinus carpio (common carp) is the source of this 965-nucleotide messenger RNA. RefSeq names its product polyadenylate-binding protein 4-like. The transcript is spliced from 2 exons. Gene Ontology annotation, molecular function: mRNA binding. Gene Ontology annotation, cellular component: cytosol. The record is from RefSeq and is a predicted model, not a curated record. NCBI's taxonomy places the organism in Eukaryota, Metazoa, Chordata, Actinopteri, Cypriniformes, Cyprinidae. Bases 198 to 848 code for a protein of 216 amino acids.
AGCAGACUUCCCUUUGCAUAUACGGCAGUUGCGACAGCGAUUAUACACACAUUUACGAUUUGUACUCAGCCAUUGUGUGCAGAGACAGCAAAACCAACCUGUCUUGUGGGUUUAGGUAUGUUAAUUUGACACACCGUCAACAUGUGCUAAACGCCCUGAAUGCUCUGAUUGAGCUCACUGGCAAACCAAUCCGUCUCAUGUGGGCCGAAACUGAUUCCACUCUGAGAAAAAGUGUAAUCGGUAAUAUAAUUAUUAAGGGCCUAGCAAAGGACAUCAACAACCUUGCAUUAUCCAGGACUUUCUCUGGCUUCAGGAAAAUCCUAUCGAGCAGAGUGGUGUGUGACAGUAACAAAGAACAGAAAGGCUAUGGUUUCAUCCAUUACACCACACUCAAGGCCGCUGGAUUAGUCAUUAAGAAGCUGGAUGGGACGCUGCUCAGUGGCUAUCUAGUAUCCAUAUGCCAUUUUAAGACACACAAGGAACACCAGGCAGAGCAAAAGAGCAGCUCCAAACCUCCCCAGAAGAAAGACUUCAGUCUUUAUGUCCAAAACAUGCCGUACAGCUUGGGCAGUGAGGAGCUGGGCACUCUAUUCUCUGCUUUUGGAGAAGUCACCAGUGCAACGGUGAUCAAGAAGAAAAGACGCAGCAUGGGUUAUGGUUUUGUGACAUACUCAUCGCUCGAUGAUGCUGUUAUAGCCACAUCUGUAAUGAAUGGCUAUAUUGUUGGCAACAGGCCAUUGAGAGUCACUUUCUCCCAUAGUGCAGAGAAAACAAGACAAAUAGAGCAGCCCAUAAAUGCCACUUUCUGUCGCAGAAGAGCAGGAUAUGAAAGAACAAGAGCAGAUUGAACAAUCAGAGCAAUGAAAAAAAAAAAAAAACUACUGCUAAUGCUGGAAGAAAAAAGUAGAAAAAACAAACCAUGUCCCUGGAGCAUAGAAAUGCUGAACCCAAUCCCUGAUGCAAAA